GUCAUCAGGUUGCUAAUUUGGCGGGAAAAGCUUCACACAGCAUGCAAUUUACCCGCGCUUUUGUGCAGUGCACGCAAAUCUCGACUAGUUUCUGCAUUGUUGAACGUAUUUUCCCGGCCUACUGCGACAGCGUUAAGCUUGGACACCACCAAGCCAGUAAUUUGUUAAAGCGGUCGAUUCAGUGCAGUAGGUACGCAUUUUCCACGAUGCCUGGUGAAUGUUCGACGCUGAAGUUCGUCAAGCUCACAGAGCACGCUCGCGCACCGACGAGGGGAUCAGCCGCUGCUGCCGGCUUCGAUUUGUACAGUGCAUACGAUUACCAGGUGCCUGCCGGUGGCCGCUGCGUUUGCCUUACCGACCUGCAAGUUGCAGUUCCUGAAGGUUGCUAUGGACGUGUCGCUCCUCGCUCGGGCCUGGCUUCCAAGCACGGAAUUGAUGUGGGCGCUGGCGUAGUGGACGCAGACUACCGGGGCAAUCUGGGAGUGCUGCUUUUCAACUUUGGCAGCACUGACUUCACAGUUUCCCGAGGGGAUCGCAUUGCGCAAUUCAUUUGCGAGCGCAUCACAUACCCUGAGCUCGUCGAGUGUAAGAGCUUGGACGAGACUGAGCGAGGAGAAGGUGGCUUUGGCUCAACGGGAUUGCGAGGCUGAUUUUUCGAGGGUCAUUGAGGCACCAAAGAAUGAUUUUUUGGCUGUACGUUGUGGCCAUUUCUCAAGAAAUCUCACAGAAGUGUUCCUGAAUGGCAUUUAUGACCAUUCGACUGGGCAUUUGAAGAAGGUGGAGCAGUAUUUCUUUUGUUGCAUUUAAAAGCCCUGUCGAAUUUUACAUGAUAAAAUAAACGGAUGUUACACAAAUGA
Rhipicephalus microplus (southern cattle tick) is the source of this 857-nucleotide messenger RNA. It is a transcript of the gene dUTPase, whose product is annotated as Deoxyuridine triphosphatase. The record is from RefSeq and is a predicted model, not a curated record. NCBI's taxonomy places the organism in Eukaryota, Metazoa, Arthropoda, Arachnida, Ixodida, Ixodidae. Gene Ontology annotation, molecular function: dUTP diphosphatase activity; magnesium ion binding. Gene Ontology annotation, biological process: dUMP biosynthetic process; dUTP catabolic process.